Humulus lupulus (European hop) is the source of this 1269-nucleotide messenger RNA. Its product is annotated as bZIP transcription factor 2-like. The transcript has a single exon. The coding region runs from base 482 to 1006 and encodes 174 amino acids. Gene Ontology annotation, cellular component: nucleus. NCBI's taxonomy places the organism in Eukaryota, Viridiplantae, Streptophyta, Magnoliopsida, Rosales, Cannabaceae. The record is from RefSeq and is a predicted model, not a curated record. Gene Ontology annotation, molecular function: transcription cis-regulatory region binding; DNA-binding transcription factor activity. Gene Ontology annotation, biological process: positive regulation of DNA-templated transcription.
CCAAAACCCUUCUCUUUCCCACCAUAUCUUCCUACUAAGCUUUGAGCCUCUCAGCCAUUUUUUCUUCUCCUCAUUAUCAUUCUUCAGUAGUUUCAUCUCCCACCCUCUUCACAAAACCUCCAUUAAAAUUCCUUUCUUUUCACUCAGUUCAAUAUAUUUACACAUAUUUUUUUCUACAGAUAGAUCUAAUUUAAUCUUAGCUAGAUGUUACUUACAACCAAAACCAGUAGUACUAGUUCUGAAGAUGUCUCCAGUACUCAGUGAAGUUCUUCUUUCUGGGUAUAUGAUAAGCUCCAGCCUCCGCCGUAGGACCCACCUUGUUCAAUCUUUCUCAGUUGUCUUCCUUUACUGGUUCUACGUUUUCUCAUGAACUGUUAAAACCCUUCUAAUAUUAUUAUUUCCUUUAUAUUUUCCCAAAGAAAGACUGCUUUUUUAUUUUUAUUUUUAAUCAGUUAAAAUAAAUAUAUAUAUAUAUAAUAUUAUGGCGGGUUCAUCGAGCACCACAACCGGGGCUUCGUCGGGCUAUUCGGAUCAGGAAACGGGUCAGGAAGAACAAGUGAAAGUAGUGGAUCAGAGGAAGAGGAAGAGAAUGCUGUCCAAUCGGGAAUCGGCACGUAGGUCGAGGAUGCGUAAGCAGCAACACAUGGAUGAGUUAGUGUCACAGGUGGGUGAUCUAAAGAAGGAGAACAGUCAAAUCAUAACCAGUCUCAACAUGACCAACCAGCUCUACCUUAAUCUCGAGGCUGAGAACUCUGUUCUCAGAGCUCAAAUGGCUGAACUCACCCAUAGAUUACAGUCACUCAAUGAAAUAAUCGACUGUAUAAACUCAUCAACAAUAUCGACCACUGCUUCUACUGCCACAUACCCUUUUGAUGAUCAUGACCAUCUGAUGUUUGAUGAUCAAGAUUCCCAGAUGAUGAUGAUGAUGAUGAUCAACCCUUGGAACUCUAUUCCUCUCAAUCAACCAAUCAUGGCAGCCUCAGCUGAUCAGAUGUAUAUGUAUUGAUGUUGAUGAUGAUGAUGAUGAUAAUCGUUGUUGUUGUUGUCUUAGUUGGGGUCCACUAUCUUUAAUAAUUAUGUUUUUUAUUUUGGGCUUGUUUUGGGUCAAGUGUUAGAAAUUAGGGGGUUGAUUUUGUGUUCUUGUUGGGGCCAUGGUGUCACAUAUUAGACAAAUUGAAAUUGUUUGGCAAUGUAUUAUUGGGCUUGUAAAAUUUUGAAAUAUAUGUGGGAUUGUCUUAUAAGGAAUAAUAAAAUAAACUCCAUUAUUAA